GCAACCUUCUUGAAGUUUGAGAAACGUCACUCGAUACGAUCAUUUCACGUUGAGCGUUUAUAGUACCUUAAUAAAUAAUCAUGGCGAAACCAAUGCAAAAGGAGAGAGAAAACCGGUCUGCGGAAAAGAAAGACACCACCUUCCAUCCGUACACUAUCUCCCCUGAGAGUGCGCACACUUCGAUACUGCUAUUGGAAUCACCAGAACCGGAAAUACUAUGCCAGACCCUGCGAGCGAUAACAAAAUUCGCAGCACAAGAAAUGCAGAAUCGGCAAAUCUUGUUCAGUCUAGACGCAAUCAAGUUCAUUCUCCCGCAUGUGGAACACGUAGAGUUGAACAUCCGAAGGUUCGCUCUAAAAGCCUUGGCCCAGCUUUGCCAGUUGCCAAGAGGACCAGAACAAGUGCUCGCUAAUCCGCAGAAUUUGAGGAAGGUGGCGUAUAUGCUGGUUAAGAAUGAAGAUGUUUUCGUAUUAGAAUUCGCUUCUUUAGUUUUAUCCGAACUUACUCGAGAGCCUCUUGGGUGUGAACAACUAGUCACAGCGAAUAUAUUAGGCAGCUUGUUCUCUCGAAUGAAAAACAGUUUGGACCCCGAUGUUCAGAAGAAUUGUUUACAGACAUUAAGUAAUAUUCUGGAGGAUCCCAUAUGUGCGGCAGAAGUUACGAAGAACUCUCAGUUCAGCUGGCCCUCACUACUAGCCUUAAUGCAGAGCAAGUUCCUGGCGAUCCAACACGCGGCGCUCAAGACUGUCGAUCAGCUGAUCUGUAGAUAUCAGGACCAAGUAGUGCAGAAAACUUUCAGGGCGUCCACUGGGGUUUUGGAUUUGUGUGAUAUACUUGAGUCUUACGAAUUCCGUGACGUCCAUACGAAUGUGUUAGGCGUACUUCGCAACUAUGUGGAGACCGAAGAGAAUGCCUCACACCUGUAUCAGUCAGGGUGCAUACUGAGGCUCCUGGCGUAUUUAGAAAUGGCUCUGCCAGCGAUGAAGCCGCACUGCCUCGCAGUGCUCACGAAAAUGUCCUACACUGCUAAUGGAAGAGAUGCGCUGUUCGAAACGGAUACUGACCUGGUUUUCUGCCAUCAACUCCUCAGCUCCAACGUGGAGCUACUCGCUGAUGCAGCGAUGGGGGUUGCCAACAUGACGAAGCUUCUGUCUUCUGCCGUUCGGAUGUCUGACACCAAUAUAAUAGAAGCGCUGUGCGCUAUACUAGCCGACGACGCUGCGGUUUGGUUCUACAUCAGAAUCAAUUCGCUUCGGGCUCUAGCUGAGCUGUGCCGCAUCAUACCUAAAGCUGCCUUCACUGUGGUCGAGCCAAAAGCUUUUGCCUCGCUCAAGAAUAUUAAUAAAAAAUUCAAAGACACUCCUAUAGAGGCACAGAGACUGGCCGUGCAGUGUUACAUCAACCUGCUGAACUACCACGUCAGUCGCCGGGCGAUGCUUACUGGAGACUUCAUGCACGAACUCCUCGGCAUCCUACAGCGAACGGACACAAGUUUGAAGAUUAUGGCUUGUACCGUACUGACAGGUCUCAUGUGCGAAGAGGUGGCAAGAGACUUGUUCACUUCGAAGCGGGGCGAGGAGGUUGUAUCUAAAAACUUGCAAAUCGAGCACAUUGGGCUCCGCACCGCGCUGUGCACGGUGAUCUCAGCGAGUGUGUCUGAAGAUGGGGCAGACGUGUAUCUUGAUCUUGGAACAAUACACUAUAUGGUGGAAGAAAAGGAAGCAAGGUACAUGGUCGGUGCGUGGGAGCCGGCGUUAGAGGCAAUCUUCCGUCACCACCCAUCAGCUAAACUCGCCUACACUGGGAGGCUGGACAUUAAUGACUUCACUCAGGAAGGUUUCUACUGCCUCAAACGCCUGGACGACCGCUUCCCGACCAUAUCCGAGAUCAUGUGCCAAAAGCCUCCGUUCAACAACCCGGUAUUCAUGUGCAUGUUCCACCACCAGUACGACAGUUCUUCCGGUGUGGAUAUCCGGUCGGCACACGCACGAGAAUCGAAGCUGGCUAUGUCGCCGUCAGGAGCACGGAUGCGCUAUCCCCCGGCACCUGAUGACGUCAACUUGAGAUCUUAUCUCCUUAAGUUGCGACUAUGGUUUGGAGACCCAGCGAAGUCAUUGCAUUACUUUGAGAUUGACGAUGCACAUUACGAAGUUAGAUACCGCGAUAAAUGCGUGGAAGUGUCUACGUCAUUGAAGCAAAAGGCGCAGCUGUUGGCGGAGUACGUUGUGGAACAGAUGAGUGGGCUGACGCAGGAAAGGGACUGUUCUAUGCCCAGCGUUGAUCUACAUCUUGUUGACUUGAUGUUGGACCUGAAUUCUCCCAUCAUCGGUUUAGGCUACGUGAAGUGUGGCGGCGCUCUGGAACGUGCUUUACUGUAUAAAGUGUUGUCCGACCGCCUCGGCCUGCCGUGCGGCCUGUACAGGACUUCCAGCGCGCAUGCCUGGUGCGAGGUCGCGAUCCCGGAGGUGGAUCCCGAGGACGACCCUCAGAAAGAGGAGAACUUCCCCGCCGGCCUACUCCGUAACAACUACGUAGUGGACCUGACGAUCCGUCCGGGGCGCCUGCUGCCGUGCGGGUCGCGCGUCGCGCGCCUCGUGUGCGGGCCCGAGUGCUCGCCGCCAUACACGGCCAGGAACAUGCCCGACGUGUGUCGGUGUGAACAUUGAACGACGUUAAUGUUUUAUAAUAACUAUCGUGAGACUGAUUCAUUAUUAAAUUAUGCAACGGUUUUCUGAUGCGUAUUUAUCGGAAGUGCUCGACUACUUUCGGAUUCGACCAGUUCGAGUCACGACCCCGCCGCGUAAGCUCAUGAUUAAGGACUCCGGUUGGGUCCGAAACUAUAAUAGAGUGAGUAAACCGUUGCAUCAUUUAAUGACGUGUUAUAAUAUAUUAUGAUCCGGUAACACCAUACUACGAUGUUACCAUUUGUAAGUUUUUUGUGUAACGUUUUUAUGGCAAUACCAGUCGAUGCUAUAUCUGAUAUUGAAAGCCGAAAGGUAACUGACGAUCCGUCCUGGCAUUGAUCAGUCACGUAUACGUGGCCAGGAAAUUUGCAUGGCCGACGUUUGUACAUGAGCUAGGACAUCUAAAGUUAGAACAGUAGUCGGGCCUUUUUGAAAUGUGGCCAUUAUACACCGCAUAGAUUUUCAAACUAUUUUUUUUAAGAAAUCGAUUGAUUUCGAUUUUUUGCAGCGAGUUGUGUCAAAUCAUGUAUUUUCUUCUACUAUUUAUUAAAUAAAAAUAACAAAUUAACUAUUUCAAGAUAAUAAUUACCGGUCUAUAUUUAAUCAUGUUGACAAAUAUUAUUUUACUGUUUCGAAAUUACCUGCAUAAGUACAUUUGUGUUUUAUACAACGAUUCUAU
Trichoplusia ni (cabbage looper) is the source of this 3363-nucleotide messenger RNA. RefSeq lists its product as uncharacterized. The coding region runs from base 81 to 2666 and encodes 861 amino acids. The transcript is spliced from 17 exons. NCBI's taxonomy places the organism in Eukaryota, Metazoa, Arthropoda, Insecta, Lepidoptera, Noctuidae. The record is from RefSeq and is a predicted model, not a curated record.